AUGAACAUACGCUGCGCCAAACCAGAAGACCUCAUGACCAUGCAGCAUUGCAAUCUGCUGUGUCUGCCGGAGAACUAUCAGAUGAAAUAUUAUUUCUAUCACGGCCUAACAUGGCCCCAGCUCAGCUACGUGGCCGAGGAUGAUAAGGGCGGCAUUGUUGGCUAUGUUCUAGCCAAAAUGGAGGAACCCGAACCGGGUGAGGAGAGCAAGCAUGGCCAUAUCACUUCACUUGCUGUCAAGCGUUCCUAUCGCCGCCUGGGCCUGGCCCAGAAACUCAUGAAUCAAGCAUCCCAAGCCAUGGUCGAGUGCUUCAAUGCCCAGUAUGUGUCGCUGCAUGUCCGCAAAAGUAAUCGCGCUGCCCUCAAUCUCUAUACCAAUUCGCUCCUCUUCAAGAUUAUUGAAGUGGAGCCCAAGUACUAUGCCGAUGGCGAGGAUGCCUAUGCCAUGCGUCGCGAUUUGAGUGAAUUUGCUGAUGAGGAGACCAAGGCGAAGCGCAAGGAAGGCAACGAUGACGAAGAGGUCAAUUCAGCCGGCGGCGACAAGAAUUCCCAUAGACCAAGUGGCGGUGCCCAUAACCAUAGCGGUCAUGAUGGUCAUUGUUGUUAACACGCACACGCACACACACACACAUACAAACACUCAGUGGAAGAAAUGCUGCCGGCGUGCGUUUACUUUUUCGGAGAAUGACAAAAGGAAAAGAAUUGUGUCUUUUAAUGCAAUGCUAAUAAAGCGUAUUUAUCCUCAAA
Molecule: messenger RNA, 746 nt
Organism: Drosophila willistoni
Lineage: Eukaryota; Metazoa; Arthropoda; Insecta; Diptera; Drosophilidae
Gene: vnc
Product: N-alpha-acetyltransferase daf-31
Exons: 2
Coding region: 1-606 (201 amino acids)
Biological process (GO): N-terminal peptidyl-glutamic acid acetylation
Cellular component (GO): NatA complex
Molecular function (GO): protein N-terminal-serine acetyltransferase activity; protein-N-terminal-glutamate acetyltransferase activity
Source: RefSeq, a predicted model, not a curated record